AUGGCGGUAGCGGCGGCGGCGGCAGCGGCGGCCGGGCCGGCCGGCGGGGGAGGCGGCCGAGCGCAGCGGAGCGGGCUGCUGGAAGUUUUGGUGCGGGAUCGCUGGCACAAAGUUCUGGUGAACUUGAGCGAGGACGCCCUGGUUCUGAGCUGCGAGGAGGGCGCUGCGGCGUACAACGGCAUCGGGACCGCCACCAAUGGCUCGUUCUGCAGGGGCGCCGGCGCGGGGCACCCGGGCGCGGGCGGCGCGCAGCCCCCGGACUCGCCCGCCGGGGUCCGCAACGCCUUCACCGACCUGCCCGAGCAGGUGCCCGAGUCCAUCUCGAACCAGAAGCGCGGCGUGAAGGUGCUGAAGCAGGAGCUGGGCGGGCUGGGCAUCAGCAUCAAGGGGGGCAAGGAGAACAAGAUGCCCAUCCUCAUCAGCAAGAUCUUCAAGGGGCUGGCGGCGGACCAAACGCAAGCCCUGUACGUAGGGGACGCCAUCCUGUCCGUAAACGGGGCCGACCUGCGGGACGCCACCCACGACGAGGCGGUGCAAGCGCUGAAGCGCGCUGGCAAGGAAGUGCUGCUGGAAGUGAAGUAUAUGCGGGAAGCCACACCCUACGUGAAGAAAGGCUCCCCAGUAUCCGAGAUCGGGUGGGAAACGCCUCCGCCAGAAUCCCCGCGGUUAGGCGGCGGGUCCUCAGAUCCUCUGUCAUCACAGCCCUUCUCCUUCCAUAGAGACCGGAAAAGCAUCCCUCUCAAGAUGUGCUUUGUCACUCGGAGCAUGGCCUUGGCUGACCCUGAGAACAGGCAACUUGAAAUCCACUCUCCAGAUGCUAAGCACACGGUGAUCCUGAGAAGCAAGGACUCAGCCACUGCCCAGGCCUGGUUCAGUGCCAUCCAUUGCAAUGUCAGUGACCUGCUCACCCGAGUGAUCACCGAGGUCCAAGAGCAGCUGGGGAAGACGGGCAUUGCUGGGAGCCGGGAGAUCAGGCAUCUUGGCUGGCUUGCAGAAAAGGUGCCCGGGGACAGCGAGAAACCGUGGAAGCCAGCCCUGGUUGUGCUGACUGAGAAGGACCUUCUAAUUUACGACAACAUGCCACGGAGGAAGGAAGCCUGGUUCAGCCCAGUUCACACGUACCCUCUCCUUGCCACCAGGCUGGUCCAUUCAGGUCCAGGGAAAGGAUCACCCCAGGCUGGUGUAGAUCUGUCCUUUGCAACACGAACUGGUACCAGGCAGGGUAUUGAAACGCAUCUCUUCAGGGCUGAGAUCAGCAGGGACCUCUCACAUUGGACAAGGAGCAUAGUACAGGGGUGCCAUAACUCAGCUGAACUCACUAUUGAAGUCACCACAGCUUGCACCUAUAAAAACCAGGAGUGCCGGUUGACCAUACAUUAUGAGAAUGGAUUUUCUAUUACCACUGAACCACAGGAGGGUGUCUUUCCCAAGACAAUCAUACAGGCUCCUUAUGAAAAGCUGAAAAUGUCUUCAGAUGAUGGAAUCAGGAUGCUGUAUUUAGAUUUUGGAGGCAAAGAUGGAGAGCUUCAACUGGACCUUCAUUCCUGCCCCAAGCCGAUUGUUUUCAUCAUUCAUUCCUUCCUGUCAGCUAAGAUUACAAGGCUGGGGUUGGUGGCCUGA
This is a messenger RNA of Mesoplodon densirostris (Blainville's beaked whale), 1620 nucleotides long. RefSeq names its product syntrophin beta 1 (gene SNTB1). NCBI's taxonomy places the organism in Eukaryota, Metazoa, Chordata, Mammalia, Artiodactyla, Ziphiidae. Gene Ontology annotation, molecular function: structural molecule activity; protein binding. The coding region runs from base 1 to 1620 and encodes 539 amino acids. The transcript is spliced from 7 exons. The record is from RefSeq and is a predicted model, not a curated record. Gene Ontology annotation, cellular component: intracellular anatomical structure; synapse; dystrophin-associated glycoprotein complex.